UUCGUUGACAAUGGCAGCCGCUCAGUGAAAACAAGAAAACGAAGCGCUUUAAAUCGUUUGCAUCACACGGUUUGUGUGUUUUGAAUUUUUUUCUUCAGAUAUUCAAUUGCUUUCAAUCGAAGAACGUGUAAUUUUUUUGUGUGAAACCGUUCAAAUAACCGAGCCACAAAAUGGCGAUUGGUAAGAAUAAUAAGAUGGCUCAGCAUCUAAACUACCGAGUGCGCAUCGUAUUGCAGGACUCGCGUACGUUUAUCGGUACCUUUAAAGCAUUCGACAAACACAUGAACCUCAUCUUGGGCGAUUGCGAAGAAUUCAGAAAAAUUCGACCAAAGAACAGCAAAUUGCCGGAACGUGAAGAGAAACGUGUCCUUGGUUUCGUGUUGUUGCGUGGCGAAAACAUUGUUUCGUUGACAGUCGAAGGACCACCGCCACCGGAGGAGGGUUUACCAAGAGUGCCCAUCCCAGGCGCAGCUACAGGACCUGGAAUCGGUCGUGCCGUUGGUCGAGGCAUCCCAGCCAACUUAUCAAGUGUAGCCGCUGGUUUGCAAGGUCCAGUUCGAGGCGUUGGCGGUCCAUCAGCUCAACAUAUGGCACCUGUUGGUCGUGCUGCUGUCGCUCCACCACAAAUGCGACCACCUCAAAUGAUGGGCGGUCCACCAGC
Messenger RNA from Sitodiplosis mosellana (orange wheat blossom midge), 661 nucleotides. RefSeq names its product small nuclear ribonucleoprotein-associated protein B (gene SmB). NCBI's taxonomy places the organism in Eukaryota, Metazoa, Arthropoda, Insecta, Diptera, Cecidomyiidae. Gene Ontology annotation, cellular component: U4 snRNP; U1 snRNP; U2-type prespliceosome. The record is from RefSeq and is a predicted model, not a curated record. Gene Ontology annotation, biological process: mRNA splicing, via spliceosome. Gene Ontology annotation, molecular function: RNA binding.